Molecule: messenger RNA, 345 nt
Organism: Sclerotinia borealis F-4128
Lineage: Eukaryota; Fungi; Ascomycota; Leotiomycetes; Helotiales; Sclerotiniaceae
Source: the annotation of a GenBank genome assembly
AUGGCUGUUCGGACAUGUUACCAACACCAUGAUCUUGGAUUCUUGGAUCAGCUAAGCCAUCUGAGGAAUGAUCUUACAAUACCAGGGUCCAUCAGCCCCGCGAUUUUCAAGGAUCGAGGUCAUUAUACCGGAUCAGCAGACAUUUUACUCUGCAGCGACAUUGUACAAGCAAGUCAACGAACGGUCGAUAUACCGUACGAGUACGUUAAAACGCCUGAAGAAAAGACAGACAAACUCAUCUACCGGAAUUUCAACUUCGUUCAGUUUGUCAUUGCAAUUGGUCAGGAAACGAAAAGAUGGGUUGCCGGUCAUCCGCUCCAUGUCGUCGUCGACCUGGGGAAGUAA